Molecule: messenger RNA, 908 nt
Organism: Tuber melanosporum (Perigord truffle)
Lineage: Eukaryota; Fungi; Ascomycota; Pezizomycetes; Pezizales; Tuberaceae
Exons: 2
Coding region: 1-246 (81 amino acids)
Source: RefSeq, a predicted model, not a curated record
AUGAUACGAGUACAAAAACAAGAAACCCAUCACCACUCAACCACAACAAAUAUUUCCCAAAUACCAAUCCCUAUACGGACACAGAAUCGAUCGGAACUUGUCAAGCCCAGAUUAGAAUGCACCCAAUUCGGAUCGACCAACCCGAAUAACUCACUCACUCCUAAAGGUUCCUUCCUCCAAAUCCGGCGUCGCACAUCACCGUCCGUUCGUUCGUCCCCACGUGCCGUGACACCUGUGGAUCGUUGAACCCAACUGAAACGCGGGAGCGGAGUGGAGCGGAUUGGAGGGGGGGCGAAUGCCCCACAAUAAAACGGGGUUACGCAGUACGGCACAUAUCAUACAUGCGCACGAAGCAAGUACGAGUACACUAUGAUACAUACAUACAAAGCGGAACUGCCGACAAAAAAAAAGUCGGGAAUACAAACUAUCAUAACAAGCCAACGGAAAUAUGAUUGUUGUACAGUUAAUUGUUAACAUGCAGGUAGGCAGGCAGGGCAAACGGGACGGAAGGAGGGAAGGAAGGACGGAAAGCCCCCAACUUUAUUAUGAUAUUGUAUGUGUCCGAUCCCGAUGAAUAGAUAGAUCGAUGCAGGGUGAUGGGUGGUGAACCUAUGAGUGAGUUAAAGCGAGUGAGUGAUUAAUCGAGAGCGAAAUGCAACGGGUUCCGCGUGUCGUUGGGGAUUGAUAGGGUGAUUGGUUACCGUAUCAUAGCGGUGCGAUAUUUUUAUAUUUUUAUAUUUUAUUUUUAUAUUUCCGGCGGUUUGAAAAUGGGGAAUAAAUAAAUACGGUGAUUGGAUUCUGUUAGAGAAUGUUGGUGGAAUUGGAUUGGGUCAUGACCUGUCAAUCGUUUUUGGCAUCCGACUUUUUUUUCUUUCUUUCUUUUUAGUUGUGCGAAUAUCAUACUGAUC